Seminavis robusta is the source of this 1995-nucleotide messenger RNA. The record is from the annotation of a GenBank genome assembly. Lineage: Eukaryota; Bacillariophyta; Bacillariophyceae; Naviculales; Naviculaceae.
AUGAUGAGUGGUAGCGAAAUCUGCAAGGCGUUGUUCUUUAUGAAGAUGUUGUCAGCAAUGGCACUUCUACAACCAUUGCAAACUAGUGCCUCCGAAGGUACAACUUUUACGAUCAUCGGAGAAAACGACAGUGGUGCUCCUUUUACGUCGAGCCCAUCAAUGGUAGCCACUACGACUCCAAGUUCUGCAAUAGACAAGGACAGCCACCUUUGGACGUUUCCAUCUCACAUAUCAUUGCGCGCAGGAGUUCUGGUGGCUCCUCCCUUUGCCUCUCAGUCUGAAGAUGGUGAAUUCGGCGGCUUUCAGAUCGAUCUGCUAAGGAGAAUGCAGAUCUUUGCCAAGGAGUAUGAUAAUAUCACAUUUGACGUGACUUUAGACCUGAGCCCUCCUCAAUACGGUGCUGCAUUUGAUUUGGUGGCCAGUGAUUGUGUGGACCUUGCCAGCAAUACCACUCAUUCUGCCGAAGAUUGCGACAAAUUCGAUAUUAUCAUUGCCAAUUACUACGCCACGGCUUCCCGGCAUUUGCGAGCUCAUCUAUCUCCUACGGUUCUUCAAUCCUCUAUUUCCGCCAUCAAAUACGUAGACAAGACAGGACCAGAUUACACAACCCUCUCCCAAGCCCAAGCUGCCCAAGCUCCCAUCUGCCUCAAAGACGGGACGUUCUAUGCUAGAGUCGUCCGAGAAAAAUUCCCUGCAGCUGCCUAUUACACUUGCCCCAGUCAUGAAGCGUGUAUCCAAUCGCUCAAAGAAGAUAAAUGUGUUCUCACCUGUGACGAUGAACUCCAAUUACACUAUGCAGCAGCCUGGGAUCCUUCCCUGGAAGUCACCGGCGAGCGGUUCAAUACACAGAAUAUAGUAUGGGCAUACUCCCGGGCAUUGCCACAAACCACACGUACAUUGCUGGAUAAGUGGAUGCGAGAUGCAAUUACUAAUGCCACCACGGACGAGCUCUUUUCCAAGUAUUUCCAAAAGGCACUUUGCCCCAUCGGAACUGCAGGAGAGCAGUGCGAACUACCUUGUGACCCGGACCAUGGCCACAGUAAUGCAAGAGGUGUCUGCAUUUGCAAGUCAAGCAAAUGGACUGGUGAUGACUGUUCCAUUGAGGUGCCCGAAAAUGUCAACUCUCUAUCAGGUGACAUGGUCUGGGCUGCCUAUAUCAUGUUCAUGCUGAAUGUUUUUACGAUCAUGCUUUGUGCAGUGUGGUUGUACUGGAAACGAAGAACUCCCCAAGUGAUGGUUAGCCAACCUUCAUUCUUGUGCUUGGUUUUGGCAGGCUGCUUGAUUAGCAGCAGUGCCAUUCUUGCAAUGACACAAGAAGACACUGGAGAAGGACCGGUACCUGCUUGCAUGGCAAUUCCAUGGCUGUACAGUGUUGGAUUUUGCAUCACCUUUGGGACACUCUUUGCAAAGAUCCGCCGUGUAUUCUUCAUCUUCAGGAAUGCGGUCAGUACCUUUGGGAAUAGAAAGCAAUUGGUCAGUGUGUGGGAAACACUGGCUGUCAUUGGGGCUGUCCUCGCAGUGGAUGUUAUCAUUUUGAUUCUCUGGACAGCACUAGAUCCCUUGCAAUGGCAGCGAGAAGUCCUCACAGAAGAUAUCUUUGGAGUGCCUUUAGAAAGCAUUGGAUAUUGCACUGCAGAACACUGGGCAAUUUGGGCAGGUCUUAUUGUCACAUUGCAUUUGCUGCUCAUGGCAGUGGCAUGCUUCAUGUGCUAUGCAGCACGAAACAUUCCCACAAGGUUUGCUGAAGGCAAAUACAUUUCCAUAGCAAUGAUAAGUAACCUUCAAAUCUUUGUGGUGGGUGUGCCAAUUCUUGUGAUCAUUGGAGCGGAUCCUCAAACAGGGUUCUUCGUUCGAAGUGUAAUCAUUUGGAUGAAUGACUUUGUGGUUGUCACAUUGAUUUUCGGGAAUUUGAUCUACUCAGUUCAUUUGGAUGAUGCUGUUGAAGAGACUAAAGGUAGCGAUAGAUGUAUUACGAAUGAUGUUAUAAGAUUAUGA